AUGUCCGACUCUGAAGAUCUCCACAUCCCCGCCGGCGUACUAGCCAACGCUCCAUUCAGCCUUCCCAAUCCGGACGAGACCGACGACUUGGAGGAAGGCAUCAGUCACGAAAGAGCCCACAUUGAGCCCAGGGGGGCUACUCCGGGUACUCCGGACGGCUAUACUAUUCAGGGCGUCAUUCAUGAAAUUCACGGUAGAAUCAAGGCAGACAUAGAGGACAUGCUGGCAGACUUUCGCGGCAGGCUCAAGGGACUUCGUUCCUCAGCUGUCCAGGUACGCAUGGAGACACCAAACAAUUCCAAAUAA
This is a messenger RNA of Cryptococcus wingfieldii CBS 7118, 306 nucleotides long. RefSeq lists its product as hypothetical. The record is from RefSeq and is a predicted model, not a curated record. Bases 1 to 306 code for a protein of 101 amino acids. The transcript is spliced from 2 exons. NCBI's taxonomy places the organism in Eukaryota, Fungi, Basidiomycota, Tremellomycetes, Tremellales, Cryptococcaceae.